Staurois parvus is the source of this 345-nucleotide messenger RNA. The record is from the annotation of a GenBank genome assembly. Lineage: Eukaryota; Metazoa; Chordata; Amphibia; Anura; Ranidae.
CUAAAACAUAAUACAGUGCAAACAAACCAAUCCAACCACCCACAGAUAACAGUACAAACAAGCAAGCGUCGUCAGGCAGGCCGGGUCAAUAUCAAUAGGGCAGGUAGGUACAAGGGGAGCAAGCUGAGAAUGGUCGGGGUCACAGGCCAGGUUCAGCAGGUAGCAAGCAGCGUGGUACAGAGGGUCAGGCAGAGGGAUGGUCAGGGUCACAAGCCAGGGAUCAGAACAGGGUCAGCAGAGAAUCAGACAGGAACAGAGAGCAGGAACAGGAUACAGGAUGCAGGACAGAUACAGGGCCCUGGACAAAAAAACACAACACCAAGGCAGAGUCUGCAAGUCUGGCCA